Messenger RNA from Ictalurus punctatus (channel catfish), 1670 nucleotides. RefSeq names its product centrin, EF-hand protein, 2 (gene cetn2). The transcript has 5 exons. Gene Ontology annotation, cellular component: centriole; centrosome. The record is from RefSeq and is a predicted model, not a curated record. Gene Ontology annotation, molecular function: calcium ion binding. Lineage: Eukaryota; Metazoa; Chordata; Actinopteri; Siluriformes; Ictaluridae. Gene Ontology annotation, biological process: nucleotide-excision repair; mitotic cell cycle; centriole replication. Bases 272 to 790 code for a protein of 172 amino acids.
UCCCGGCUGUGGCUGUUUGUCUGACAGGGAAAAGCCACUUCGGCGACCAAUAAGCGUCUGUCCAGCCCACUCAGCCAACCCCUGCCUGUAUCUCACCGGAGAGAGAAGCUGUCGUGAGGCAACAGUAGCAGUAGCCAUGUAUCUACAUCCUUUAACGCUGUAAAAAAUCUCCUUAUAUCCUGUACAGAAGCUCGGCGAGGGUAUUAUACCCCACAUGCUGACAGAUUAAAGACAGAAAGACUGCACUGCUCGCUGUACUGCUGCGACCGUAAUGGCCACCAGUGCCAAAAGGCCAUCGCUCGGAGCUGUAGCUCCACGUAAGAAAGCCAGUCCUAAACCCGAACUCACAGAAGAAAUAAGGCAGGAGAUACGAGAAGCCUUCGAGCUGUUCGACACAGACGGCUCAGGCUUCAUUGAGGUGAAGGAGCUCAAGGUUGCGAUGAGGGCUCUCGGGUUUGAGCCCAAAAAAGAGGAGAUCAAAAAAAUGAUUGCAGAUGUAGAUAAGGACGGCACCGGCAAGAUCUUGUUCGAAGACUUCCUGGCAAUCAUGAGCCAAAAGAUGGCUGAAAAGGACUCCAAAGAAGAAAUCCUAAAGGCCUUUCGACUCUUUGAUGACGAUGAAACCGGUAAGAUAUCAUUCCGCAACCUAAAGAGAGUUGCCAAAGAGCUCGGCGAGAACCUUACUGAUGAGGAGCUCCAGGAGAUGAUUGAAGAAGCAGACCGAGAUGGCGACGGAGAAGUGAGCCAGCAGGAGUUUCUUCGCAUCAUGAAAAAAACCAGUUUGUACUGAAUAAGCGGAAGAUUAGACUACCGUACGCGUAGUAAUUUGGUCUCGUCACAAAUCUAGCGCAUCAUCUGCAAAGACACUAAAACGCACAGUUUCAUACAAAGGUGAUAAAUGAAAACUCCAUUAAAGAUAGUUGUAUGAAUAUCUUAACACUACAAGGCAUCCGGGAAGCCGAUCCAAGACAUCUGGGGGUAACUUCAGCGUGUUAUUUCUUAACGUAAAUGGCGAGAUUGAAUCCUUUAAGAAGUUUUAGGGGGAAAUUUAGCAAUUCUGUAAAGUGCCAAAUUUAGUUGGGAAAUUUCCCAAAUCCAAUCAAAAGUUUGAAAUGGUUGAUUUUUUGAACAGCGUUGACGUCUGCAGUGCCUACAAUGACCUUUACUUCUUAAACUUUGACCUUUGUGUCAACCCAGUCCACGGGUUUAUUUUAACUUGACUAUUUAGCCUGAGUGUGCUGCUUACUACUGUACUCCUGAGGCCAGUCUUUCAGGGAGCACUGUUAUGUGUAACGUGUGUCUGAAUAUUAAAACGUGGAAUCUUUACAUCCUCUUCCCUUUGUCCACGGUUCUGUACGGCGAUCUUACGACUGUAGUUUUUCACUUUAUAUAUAUUACAUUGUUUCCUCGUUAUGCCUUCGAUUGUUAACCGCUAUUUGAUGUUUUGUAUAAAUAUUUAAAGCAUAAAUUAAAUAUAUUAAGCCAUGGUUCUUGAAUAUUAUCGCUCGUGUUUCAGCAGUAAAACUAAGGAUAGUUUUGAGGAUUGUUAUUGUAUUUUAGAAAAUGCUGGAUGAGUUUGCCUUGUAUGGAGUACUAGAUUUGCCAAAAGCAAAUGAAAAAAAAAGUAUUUAUAUAUGUAAAAAAAAUAAAUAAAUAAUGUUUUGGUUGUA